AUGGCUGCAGGUCGAAUGCAGGCCUCAGGUGCUGGAGGCAAGAAACCAAAACAAGUUGGGCAGGUGAAAGUUGAGGCCAUUAUGAAGGGUGUGCGGAAGCGGGACUGGUACAAGCUCAUUAAUGCUUUAGCUCAUACCUCCAUCUUGCGUGAAUUUGACUUUAGCUGGCUGCUCGUCAUGCAGCAUCAGCAGCGCUCUAGGAGGAAGCAGGCUCUCGGAGGAGUCCAGCCGGACAUAUUUUCCUUAGCUGUGGAGAGAAGGUCUUUCGUCUUAGCAAAAGCCAUCAGCCUGAGAGCUGCCAAAAUCAUCCCGACUCUCAACUGGACUACCUGUGCCUAUUUUGGGAACAAGCUAAUCGAGAAACUACCGGAAGAGGCAGAUCAAUAUUUCUUGGUGUUUCUUUUGUAUUCCCGACAGUUCAAAGAGAAGCGGCAAGAUCUUGCCAAAGAGAAGUGGAACUUCUACUACAUUACAAUGCUGAGGGAUCCGGUGUCACGGUACUUGAGUGAGUGGAAACAUGUCCAGAGAGGUGCAACUUGGAAAACUUCCCUUCAUAUGUGCGAUGGAAGAAGCCCAACACCAGAUGAGCUUCCUACCUGUUAUGAGGGAGAAGACUGGUCUGGAGUCAGUUUACAGGAAUUCAUGGAUUGUAGCUACAACUUAGCCAACAACCGCCAGGUGCGCAUGCUGGCAGACCUCAGCCUGGUGGGAUGUUACAACUUGACUUUUAUGAACGAGAGUGAAAGAAAUAUCAUCCUUCUCCAAAGCGCCAAGAACAAUCUGAAAAACAUGGCCUUCUUUGGACUCACAGAAUUUCAGAGGAAAACACAGUAUCUCUUUGAGAGGACAUUCAACUUGAAAUUCAUUUCUCCAUUCACCCAGUUCAACGUUACACGGGCCUCCAAUGUGGACAUAGAUGACGAUGUACGGCAACGGAUAGAGGAGCUGAAUUUCUUGGACAUGCAGCUCUAUGAAUAUGCGAAGGACCUCUUCCUGCAGCGCUUCCAGUACUCCAAGCAAGAGGAGCAUCAGAAGAACCGGCUAAAGAGGCGAGAGGAGCGGAGGCUGCUGCGGGAGCAGAGAGCUCACCAGUGGCCAAAGGAAGAGGCGGCGGCAGCACAAGUUGCUGUUACUGAAGAUUAUAAUAGUCAGGUUGCAAGAUGGUGAUACCCCUCCCUGUUGGCUAGAUGACGAAUGGAUCAGAGAGGCUAAUAUUUUGUGCAACUUGGUUACCUGGAAAUCAGCCAAGGAAGGUCUCCUGCUUUGGCAAAUGAGAAAAAGUCUGACAACUACCCUUCCUUGUCUCAGUUUUUCUUGGUUUCUGUCAGUGAGGAGAAUGUAUUUUUUUCUUGAUAGACAUCAAUCAGUGUUAUUACAUGGCAGUAAAAUAGAUUCCUCUCCAAACAGACUUCCUUCAAAGCCCUAAGCUAUGAGAAAGGGUUGAAGAGAGAGCUAUUUCCUUUGCAGUAGCAGAUGUACCCUACACAAUCUUAGCUACCGAAACUGGCGCAGGAUGAAUCAAAAUUGAGAAAAAAAAAAAAUCCUGUUGGUUCCUCUGUGAUAGUUGGCUGCUGGCUUAUUUCAUACUGUCCUUCGCAACUGUAGUGGCAAAGGACAACUGUAGUGGCAUAGUUUUCCAGUGAAUGAACAUAUUGCGCUUCAAACUUUUACAUGCUGUGUUUUGAUUAAGGAAAGAAUUUGCUGAAGUGAUAAAAAAAUGCCUAGGAAACAUGUGGGAUUGGUACAUUGCUUGUUCAGUUUUUUAAGACUGCAGUUGGGGUUGGUUUGUAAGUGAAGAGAUGGGGGAUUUAGCUUAUUCCUCCGCAGAUGUUAAAGAGUACCAAACCCAGCCAAGCAGCAGCCGUCUUUCUGAGUGUGUGUGGCAAAGGGAAGGGUGGAGUGCAAAAACUGAGAAAUGAGGUCCACAGUGCAGCUGGGCACGCAUUGCAGAGAUUAUCUGGCUGCAGGCAGUGAAAUCAGCCUUCACAUUCACAAGAGGUGAAGAGGGGCCAAGCAAAAUAUAGGAAAGAGGAAACAGAGCAGGAAAAGCUUAAACAUUAGUGUGACAUUUUCCAGAUUUGCCAUAAAAGCCUGGAGAUAUAUUAUCUGUGAAGGAGGCAGGUUUAUGAUAUUGUCUCUUAAAAUACACUGAUGCCAAGUGAAUACAAUUUAAACUGGUUUUCUCCCUAACUACAGUAGUGGCUA
Struthio camelus australis is the source of this 2205-nucleotide messenger RNA. Lineage: Eukaryota; Metazoa; Chordata; Aves; Struthioniformes; Struthionidae. The record is from RefSeq and is a predicted model, not a curated record.